GACGAUCCCCCUUGGCCCUGGGGUCGGCCGGUCCCAUUCUCAGCCCCGGUGGAUGGAAGCAUGGCAGCAUGAUGGGUGGUUUUGGUAUCGUGCUGUUGUUUGCUGGUUGGUUAUGUAUGUAUUUUUGGCUAGCAUGCUCCGCCUCACGCUGAAACGCCCCCCGAGCAAAAAGCACUCGUGCGCCCACUGUCUGGGUUCAAGAACCUUUGGUCGCCUCCAUCAUCUUUCCACCACUUUCACACACACGUACACACACCCACUUCCAUCCAUCUAUCCAUCCAUCUUCCCAUUCCACCCCAUCCACAUCAACGUCCAACAUCAAACCUCCCCAGGACGCACCAAGCGAGCGAGCGAGAUCGAUCGCAUUGGCACAGCCACAACGGCGGAUUAACCGGAAUACCACUUGGGAGCUGACGCGGCUUUCUCGACGCCUAGCCCACAUCCGGCCACCACCACCACUCUCCCCAUACUAACACCUCGCAACACCCACCACCCGUCCAUCCCAUCCCAUCCAAGCCUGAGGUACCCCCUCGUUUGAUCGUCUUGUUUUUUCCCCAUCGCACAUCUCUCCCAAUGGCGACAGCCGUCCAGUCUCAGUUGACGAUGCCGCCUGCGUUUACGAACCAGUGUGUGGAUCCCGACACCGAUUCCUUCUUCGACUUCAGCCAACUUCCCUCGCCAUCGCCUUCCACGGCCGUGUCGCAACAAUCCUCCGCUGUUUCCACAAACAUCACCAGCCCGGCCACCAAUCUUCUCGACGGCGAGGACCACCAGACUCCCGCCAAACCCAGCCAUGAGUACGGCCGCUUCAAGCAGCAGACCGGCCUUCCUUCGGGCUCUAUUUCAGGCAUCGGCCAAUCUUACAACCCGGCCUUCUCCAUGUACUCGUCCACUGGUCUGGAUGAGAUGAGCCUGAUGAAUGAUUCUCCCAUGAUGACCGGCUGGAACACGGGCAUCACCAUGGAUAUGGACCUCAUGUCGCAACCCUCCUACGUGUUCCCUUCCACCGAUCCCAUGCAGUCCCAGGCUUCAGACUUUGUCGACCCCACCGCCAUCACGCAAGAGGAGGUGCAAAACGUAAGGGUGUGGCCGGGCAUGCAUCAACAGCAGGCGGCUCAGGCUGCACAGGCAAGGGCUCAGGCACAGCAGCAGCGACAGCAGCAACUGCGACAGAGGCAACAGCAGCAGCAAGCCUCCCAACACAGUCGCCAGCAAUCCACCAAAAACAGCGCAAGCCCCCUUAGUGAUGCCAGGACUGAGGAGACCAUUGCUCGCGUCGUCAACCAGAUACGCCAACAAAGCCAGAACAGUGCCAUGGCCGCAGCAGAUGCCCAGCCAAACGUCCUCCCUCAUGUCAUCAGGGCUAAGAAAGAGGAGGAUGACAUGGAUGAAGACGAGAGACUCCUUGCUUCGGAGCAGGGCAAGAAAUUGAGCUCAAAGGAACGCCGUCAGCUUCGCAACAAGGUCUCUGCUCGUGCAUUCCGCUCGAGAAGAAAAGAAUACAUUGGUCAGCUUGAGGGCGAGGUUGCUGUGAAGACGAACGAGGCCAACGACCUUCGCACCCAAAACAUGGCUUUGAUGGAAGAGAACGCUCGUUCAAGGGCUCUCAUCGAACGCCUUCUUCGCCACCCUGCAUUCACUCCCUUCCUUGAGGACCUUUCCCACGACGAAAGCCUUCAACCGAAACCGGCCAUGUCUUCCAUGUCUUCCGCUUCAACUACCCCUACUCCAGCUCCCGUGCGCGAGGAGUCAAACCUCUACCAGAACCUUCAGCAGUCCGGCAGCAUGACUUCGCAGCCCGAGACUCAGCAAAUUGGAAUGACUCUGGUCCCUGAAACUUCCAUUGAUAUUUCUAUGCUGAACAUCGGCUCCAACACAUUUGGCAUGGAGAAUGUUGGCUUCAACUACCAGCAACCCCAGGUUUUCGCCGUACUAGAACUUCCCGAAGGUCCAGUGAAUCCCAUCGAUAGCAACGUUCUUUCAGGCAAAGGAUUCAGCUCCAUUUUCUCGGCGGAAGAAGACAGCCCGGUCGAAGAAGUUAAACCCGAUUUCCCUGUCAUCGAGCGACCCGUCGAGUCAACAUCAGCUCUUGAGGCUACCGAUGAUGAAGAACAAGACCCGGAUCUCGAUCUUUACUAUUCUUCCCCAGCUCCUUCUGCUCCUACCACCGUCGCUGCUCCCUUCGAGAACCCCGAGUCACUGUUCGGUGAUGCCAAUCCCGAAAAGGUCUUUGCUCACUUUGAGCUCUUCAUCUCCGACGAUGCUGCCGACGAACGUCUGAUGGCCCGCUUCGAACGACAAUGUGCGCGUAUGAACACCAUCUGUGACAGAAUAGCCACUUUGACCUCGCAUCUUGACUCAUGAGCUCUUCUCACAUGUUCAUCUUGUUACUUCAAGGCGCUGAUUUCGUGAUCACAUUCCCUGUCUGAAUAGCGAUGUAACGCAAGCCCACUGCUCGGGGGUCUAUUACAAGAGCCUUCAUUUUGUUCUUGGUUGUCCUCUUUCUGGGUAUUCCCAAUGCUCUUUCAAAAGGUAUUCGAGAGUGCACCUUUUCUUUUUCUGCAAACACAAUCUCCUUCCAGAUUGGUCUACACGACUUACGAUUUCUUUUGUAUUAUUUGGGCCCAACCGUGGCUUCAUUUCUGGUGGGUGGGGAUCUAGGCGUUUGUAUAUAUCGGGGUGGCAAUCAAUAGUGGACACACCACAAUAUUUCUUUGUACAUUUGCUUAUCAUUCUUGCAACGGCAAUCUUGCUGUGGGCUAGCCACUUCUUUGGGUUGGGGCUGUGAAGGGAUGGAAGGAAGUCCCCCUAUAUGUAGAAUGCCAAAUUGGACAGAUAUUCCCUCGUAAAUCUUCUCGACAUGCCAUAACGUGCUUGCGGUGCCGGGACUAUGUGUUGCUUAAUUUCUAUAGUUCUCGCAUAAGUGAACAGCUCCUAUGUUCGAUACAGGUGAGCUGAUGAUGACAGAGGUGUAUAUAGAAGCUCUCGACAAAAUCCUGUAUGAUGCUCCAGUAGUAUGUAGGUGAACAAGUGGAAACUGGGCCCAAUAGUGUUGAACGAAGAACAUAUGACAGUGUCGAUAGGCACAGUGUUCAUGAUCUAUCUCUUCUUUGGGUCGCGCCCACGAAUGUCUCAGCAGUCAGCCGCGACUUGCCAUAUCGCGAAUCGCAGGUGAUUGUCAAAGCAUCAAUACUGUGUUUCUGAAUUGCCAUCCGCGCUUGGUAUGUUGAGUAUUCGAUAUACUGCAUGUGUCCUCUUGCAGAUCUAAUCGCCAUGCUCUCCCUUCGUACUCACUUAUUGUGACUUUCUCACUACGCACAGAAGCUAAAGGCAACAAACCCAAGCCCGAACCUCG
Messenger RNA from Periconia digitata, 3355 nucleotides. NCBI's taxonomy places the organism in Eukaryota, Fungi, Ascomycota, Dothideomycetes, Pleosporales, Periconiaceae. The record is from the annotation of a GenBank genome assembly.